Molecule: messenger RNA, 4085 nt
Organism: Syngnathus typhle (broad-nosed pipefish)
Lineage: Eukaryota; Metazoa; Chordata; Actinopteri; Syngnathiformes; Syngnathidae
Gene: tmtc3
Product: transmembrane O-mannosyltransferase targeting cadherins 3
Exons: 14
Coding region: 227-3058 (943 amino acids)
Biological process (GO): protein O-linked glycosylation via mannose
Cellular component (GO): endoplasmic reticulum
Molecular function (GO): protein binding; mannosyltransferase activity
Source: RefSeq, a predicted model, not a curated record
GCAAGGCUAAAACUAGCAUUAGCUACAAAAGUAACUCAUGGUUGGUGGCGAGCUAAUGAUAAGAUGCUUUGCCUGUAGAAUACGCAGUGCAGAAUGCUCGGUGAAGAUUUUUUGGGGUUGCAAAAGUGACCAGGAAAGUUAAAAACGGUCCUACAAACUAGGGGGUCACAACAGCGCGAGUUACGCCCUGUUUUGGGGUUUAGUCAGCUGUCAAGGUUCCGGUUGUAUGUCUUUCAACGCUCUUGCUUUACAGUCGACUGGGAGAAUAUUAUGUCCUAAAGAAUUUACGGUUCUUUUUACUAUGCCCAAUAUUGACCAAGCAAUCCAUGAACGGCGUCGCUGCGCCAUGGCUGCCGUUUCCUGGAAAGAGGCGCUGCUUCUUACUGUUCUGGUGGUGGCGUGCUAUUGGAACAGCCUGUCGUGCGGCUUCGUGUUUGACGAUGUCUCGGCCAUCCUCGACAACAAGGACCUGCGGCCUGCCACGCCGUUGAAGAAUCUCUUCCUCAACGACUUUUGGGGUACACCUAUGUCAGAGGAACGCAGCCACAAGUCCUACCGGCCGCUAACCGUGCUCACCUUCCGCCUCAACUACCUGCUGAGCGAGCUGAACCCGGCCUCCUACCACCUGUUUAAUGUGAUCCUCCAUGCCGUCUCUUGCCUGAUCUUCUUGCGCGUGUGCCGCCUCUUUCUGGACUCCACGUCCGGCCUGGUGGCGGCGCUGCUCUUUGCCGUGCAUCCCAUCCACACAGAAGCCGUGACCGGUGUGGUUGGCAGAGCCGAACUCUUGUCGUCAAUCUUCCUCCUGGCUGCUUUCUUAGCCUACACCAAAUCGACCGCCUCUGACCACUCCAUAGUCUGGGCGCCCAUCGCUCUGACCGUCAUGCUGGUGGCGGCGGCGACGCUGUGCAAAGAGCAGGGAAUCACCGUGGUCGGCAUCUGCUGCGUCUACGAGGUGUUUGUGGCCCAACGGUUCACUUUACCGGCACUGCUGGACACACUGAAGCAGGCUUUGCAGGGCAAAGGCGCCUUCCCGUACGCCGUCCUCCAAAUGUUGCUGAAGCUCAUCGUGCUGGUCAUCAGCACGCUGCUGCUCGUCAUCGUGCGUGUGCAGGUCAUCCAGUCGCAGUUGCCCAACUUCACCAGGUUUGACAACCCGGCGGCCGUCAGCCCGACGCCAACCCGCCAGUUGACCUUCAACUACCUGCUGCCCGUCAACGCUUGGCUAUUGCUCAACCCGUCCGAGUUGUGCUGCGACUGGACCAUGGGCACCAUCCCCUUGGUGGAGUCGGCUCUGGACCGGCGCAACCUGGCCACGCUGCUUUUCUACGUCCUUCUGGGACUGCUGGCGUACCGCAGCAUCACCUGCUCGCGCGGCUCCGCGAAGACGGUCGUCAUGGCCUUGUCUUUGAUCGUCCUGCCCUUCAUUCCCGCCUCCAACCUGUUCUUCCCGGUGGGUUUUGUUGUGGCCGAGAGGGUCCUCUAUGUCCCCAGCAUGGGUUUCUGCGUGCUGGUUGCGCACGGAUUCAAGGUGCUCUCACACAAAGGGUACCUGAAGAAAAUUUCAUGGCUGAUGAUUGGCGUCCUGCUGACCACGCAUGCCGUCAAGACCUUCAACAGGAACUGGGACUGGGAGUCGGAAUAUACGCUGUUCACGUCUGCUCUGAAAGUGAACAAGAACAACGCCAAGCUGUGGAACAACGUCGGCCACGCGCUGGAGAACCAAAACGAUUACAGCAGAGCGCUGCGCUAUUUUCUGCAGGCCACCUACGUGCAGCCGGAUGACAUUGGCGCCCACAUGAACGUCGGGAGAACCUACAAGAACUUGAACAAGUCCAAAGAGGCCGAAGACGCCUAUUUAAUCGCCAAGUCCCUCAUGCCGCAGAUUAUCCCCGGUAAAAAAUACGCGACGCGGGUGGCCCCCAACCAUCUCAACGUGUACAUCAACUUGGCCAAUUUGAUUCGUUCGAAUGAGUCUCGACUGGAGGAAGCCGACCAGCUCUAUCGGCAGGCCAUCAGCAUGAGGCCCGACUUCAAGCAGGCGUACAUCAGCAGAGGGGAGUUGCUGUUACAAAUGAACAAGCUCACAGAGGCGCGCGACACGUACCUGCGCGCGCUGGAGCUGGACGGCGCCAACGCCGACCUGUGGUACAACCUGGCCAUUGUGCACAUCGAAAUGAAGGAGCCGUCAGAGGCGUUGCGCAAGUUCGAGCAGGCGCUGCAACUGAGCCCGCGCCACAAGCUGGCGCUCUUCAACUCAGCCCUCCUCAUGCAGGAGUCAGGCCAGCCUAAGUUCUGGCCCGAGGCCAACCGCCGCUUCCUAGCUUACGUGGAGGAGGAGCCGGACGACGCAAACGGCUACUUCAACUUGGGCAUGCUCGCCAUGGACGCGGAGGAGAACGCGACGGCCGAGCGCUGGAUGCACAAAGCCAUCGCGCUGCAGUCGGGCUUCCGCUCGGCGCUCUUCAACUUGGCGCUGCUCUAUUCGCAGUGGCAGCGCGAGCUGGACGCGCUGCCCGUGCUGGACGAGCUGUUGCGCCACCACCCGGAGCACAUCAAGGGCCUCAUCCUCAAAGGUGACAUCCUCAUGAAUCACAAAAAGGACACGGCCGGCGCCAAGGCCUGCUUCCAGCGCAUCCUCGAGAUGGACCCGGGCAACGUGCAGGGCAAGCACAACCUGUGCGUGGUCUACUUUGAGGAGGGAGACCUGCCGAAGGCCGAGCGCUGCCUGGAGGAGACGCUGGCGCUGGCCCCAAACACAGCGUACGUGCGGCGCCAUCUGGACAUCGUCAGGGGCAAGAUGGCGGCCAUGAGCGCGGCCGGCCAGCCCCUGGUGGAGGAAGACAAGCCAGCAACGGCGGAGGAGGAAAGGCGGAGUCCCCGCGUUGAGAAGAAUGCGUGGAAAUCCUCCGCAGAACCUGACCACUCGCAGCUGGAUCCGGGCCAGCCCGACACGCGGACUCAGUCCAAGUCCGCCGGGCUGGCGGGCAGCAUCGAGCAGAAGCGCGCUGCCGCCUUGAAAAGGCUGGAGGAGAUUGAACGCAUUUUAAGCGGAGAUUGACCACAAUUGUUUUUGCCUUUCUUUUUAAUUUUUUUUUUUUUUUUAAGAGCUCUGACUAUUUUUACACAGAACAUUUUUUUCAAAACGACUUUCUCCCCCUUAUUAUUCACCUUUAGGGGGGGAGGAUCGGAAGUGAGCACUGCUGCAAAUAGCAGUCGAUUCCCUCAAAUGCUUCCAUAAUGAGUUUGAAGCGCAAAUAUAAACGACAAUCCCACAACACUUAAACACCAUGUCAAAGUAGUGCAAAGCGAAGCGGCAAUUGACUCUACUUAAGAUUAAAAGGGAACCGUGGAACGUCGUUAAGGGGAAGUACAAGUUGAGGACCGCAAUGCUGAAGGGCCGCUUGUAAAUCACGGGAAAUUCAUCACGCGGUGCAGAUUUCGUUUCACGGCAAGUCGUUAAACUUCACUGCCGUGCUUAGCCCGCGUUUAAGAAAAAGGGAUCUUCUUUUUCCACCUCAUGAAGGUGUCAGUCAGUCAGCAUAGGCGGUCGGUCAAGAAGAAGCACAAGUUGUUUUUUUUUAACCUCUGGAUGUUUUGUUGCCACGUGACCCGUUUUCUGCACACACUCUUAAGUGGCAGCACAAUUCCAGGAAGUGACCACGAGGAUGAUGAAGGCCCCACCUCUGAAAUGGAGCAAAACAUCCUCGCCCUGGUCACCGCCCGCUAAUCUGUAUCGAUCUCCCGCCGCGUUUCCUGCCUUCCCGUCGUUGCCAUUAGCGCUAUUGUUGCUGCCCGUGCUAAGCUAAUCCCCCCCCUCCCCCCGUGCAAUACAAUGUGUGUGCGCAACACUGUCCGUUUAUUAGCAGCCCCCGAAAGUGUUCAGAAGAUUGUACAUUCAUUAUUUAUUAUGUUUUUGGUAUGCAAACUAACUGCAUCACUUGCGUGUCAUCACUGUCGUCGCUGUUCAAACGGUACUAUUAUUUUCUGCCUUGCCAAGUGACUUGUUUUAUUUUUUUUUAAAUUUCAAAUUCUUUUUGUGAUUCAUUUCCAUUGGUGGUGGUUGAAUAAAAUGAGACAACAGCUUG